This is a messenger RNA of Lactuca virosa, 474 nucleotides long. NCBI's taxonomy places the organism in Eukaryota, Viridiplantae, Streptophyta, Magnoliopsida, Asterales, Asteraceae. The record is from the annotation of a GenBank genome assembly.
AUGAUUUUGUUCUAUAGUAGUGAAAAAUGCUCCUGGACAUUUCAAAGUUCCUUAAAUGGCGGAUGUGAAAAUCGCGAAGUUCCAGACGAUGAAUAUUGUUACUUUUGUCACCAUAGAUGCGAAGAAAUUUCACCACAUUUGAGUAUUCUAGAUAUGAUGGCUAAUAGAAAAAGAAAAGCUAAGGCCAUUCAUGAACAUGUUCCUGCAAAGCAAAAUCCUCAACGGAAGCUGAAAAAUAAAUCCAAAGUUUUUGUAGGCGAUGAUGAUGAGGAUGAUGAGAACACGGUUAGUGAUGUUUGCAUUGAGGAUGAUGUCUCUGAUGAUGAUACUGUGAGAUACUCAAAUCCACAAAACCUGGGGCAACCAUCUAGAUCAAGUGUACAAACUCAGAGUACGAACCCAAAGUCUUCGCACAUUACAAAGGUAUCUAUUGUUUGUACGAAUACUUCAACUCCGUUUCCUGUUCAGACUUAG